Molecule: messenger RNA, 3623 nt
Organism: Marmota flaviventris (yellow-bellied marmot)
Lineage: Eukaryota; Metazoa; Chordata; Mammalia; Rodentia; Sciuridae
Gene: Pign
Product: phosphatidylinositol glycan anchor biosynthesis class N
Biological process (GO): GPI anchor biosynthetic process
Cellular component (GO): endoplasmic reticulum membrane
Molecular function (GO): mannose-ethanolamine phosphotransferase activity
Source: RefSeq, a predicted model, not a curated record
GUGGUAGACGGGUAUCCACUUGGCUAUCGUUUGAAGGGGCUGUGGGAAACCCUGCGCGAGGGCUUUAAGGACUCUGGGUCCUGCCUUCGCGCCGAGGAGGCCUCGUUCCUGAGUUCAGGUCUGACCCGGAUAAGCCCCAGGAUAUUUUUGCCAUCCUUUCUUUCCAUGAUGUGACGAUUAUUCAGGCCAGGAAGAAUAAGAUCUUGUCUUUCAGCCCAGGCUCACUAUAUGUGACAAAUGCUGCUUGCUGCAAUUUUUCUUGAAGAUUAAUUAGUUACACCAGAUAUGCUGCUGUUCUUUACUUUGGGAUUGCUUGUACAUUUUGUGUUCUUUGCCUCCAUCUUUGACAUUUAUUUUACAUCUCCUUUGAUUCAUGGAAUGACUCCUCAGUUUACACCAUUGCCACCUCCAGCAAGAAGAUUAGUGCUGUUUGUUGCUGAUGGCCUGCGAGCAGAUUCACUUUAUGAAUUAGAUGAAAAUGGAAAUUCAAGAGCACCAUUUAUUAGGAGUAUCAUAAUGCAUGAGGGCAGCUGGGGUAUAUCUCAUACACGUGUGCCAACAGAAUCUCGGCCGGGUCAUGUAGCCAUGAUAGCUGGGUUUUAUGAAGAUGUCAGUGCAGUUGCCAAAGGAUGGAAGGAAAAUCCUGUAGAAUUUGAUUCUCUUUUUAAUGAAAGCAAGUACACAUGGAGCUGGGGAAGCCCAGAUAUUUUACCUAUGUUUGCCAAAGGUGCUACUGGAGACCAUGUUUAUACUUACAGCUAUGAUGCGGAAAGAGAGGAUUUUGGUGCUGAUGAUGCAACAAAACUGGAUACAUGGGUUUUUGAUAAAGUUAAGGACUUCUUUCAUGCUGCCAGAAACAAUCAAUCUUUGUUUUCUAAAGUAAAUGAAGAAAAGGUAGUUUUUUUCUUACAUUUAUUAGGACUUGAUACAAAUGGACAUGCCCACCGACCAUCAUCAAGGGAGUAUAAAGACAACAUUAAAAUAGUUGAUGAUAGAGUAAAAGAAAUUGUCUCCAUGUUUCAACAUUUUUAUGGAAAUGAUGGAAAAACAGCAUUUAUUUUUACCUCUGACCAUGGAAUGACAGACUGGGGUUCCCAUGGGGCUGGUCAUCCUUCAGAGACUUUGACUCCUUUAGUCACUUGGGGAGCUGGAAUCAAGUAUCCCCAAAAAGUAUCAGCUCAACAAUUUGAGGAUGAGUUUUUGAAAGAAUGGAGACUGGAGUCCUGGAAGAGGCAAGAUGUCAAUCAGGCUGAUAUUGCACCAUUGAUGGCUUCUCUUAUUGGAGUUCCCUUUCCCCUUAAUUCAGUGGGAAUCCUUCCUGUGGAAUAUCUUAAUAAUACUGAUCUCUUCAAAGCAGAAAGCAUGUUUACAAAUGCAGUACAGAUUCUUGAACAGUUCAAGGUGAAAAUGACUCAGAAAAAAGAAGCUACUUUACCAUUUUUGUUUACACCAUUUAAGUGGCUCUCUGAUUCUAAACAGAUAGACAUUUUAAGAAAAGCAAGAUUGUACAUAAAACAGGGAAAGUUUGAUGAAGUGGUUUCCCUUUGCACAGAACUGAUUCAUCUUGCAUUAAAAGGAUUGUCCUAUUAUCACACUUAUGACAGAUUCUUCUUGGGCAUCAGUGUUGCUAUUGGUUUUGUGGGUUGGACUUCUUAUGUUUCUUUGCUGAUCAUCAAGUCUCAUUCCAACCUAACAAGAAGUAUUAGUAAAGAAGUUAAGAAAGCAAGCCAUCUCCUGCCAUGUAGUUUUGUAGCUAUUGGAAUUUUAGUAACAUUCUUCCUGCUGAUUCAAGCCUGUCCCUGGACUUACUAUGUAUAUUGUUUGUUGCCAGUGCCAAUAUGGUAUGCAGUUCUAAAAGAAUUUCAAGUUAUUCAAGACCUUGUUGCAUCACUAUUGACCUUUCCUCUGAGCCAUUUUGUUGGGCACCUGUUAAUCUGUACCUUGGGAAUUGAAGUAUUAGUUCUCAGUUUUUUCUACCGCUAUAUGCUUACAGCUGGACUUGUUAUAUUUGCGGGCUGGCCAUUUCUCACUCAGCUGUGGACACGAGCAAAGGUCACCUCCUUGAGUUGGACUUUCUUCUCUUUGCUCCUGGCAGUGUUCCCACUGAUGCCUGUUGUAGGUCGAAAGCCAGAUCUCUCUUUGGUAAUGAGUGCAGGCUUGCUGGUUCUUCUACUAUCCCUGUUUGUUAUAACAUCUCUCAUCAAAAGAAAAAAUAGUUUUAUCAAGGAAGAGUUAUUGGUACAUCUAUUACAGAUGCUGAGCACAGUGCUUUCCAUGUAUGUUGUGUAUAGUACCCACAAUAGUCUACUCAAGAAACAAGGACUGCCUCUUAUGAAUCAGGUUGUGAGCUGGGCAAUAUUGGCCUCUUCCUUGGUGGUGCCACUGCUGAGUUCUCCAGUUCUCUUUCAGCGAUUGAUUAGCAUACUUCUUUCCUUGAUGUCAACCUACUUGCUCCUAAGCACAGGGUAUGAAGCUCUCUUUCCAUUAGUGUUAUCAUGUUUGAUGUUCAUCUGGAUACAUAUGGAACAAGAAACCCUACAACAAUCUGGUGUUUGCUGUAAACAAAAGCUCACAAGUAUCCAGUUCUCCUAUAAUACUGAUAUAAUUCAGUUUCGACAUCUCUGUCUGGAUGACAUCCGUAGAGCUUUUUUCCUUGUUUUCUUUUUAGUGACAGCAUUUUUUGGAACUGGAAAUAUAGCCUCUAUUAACAGCUUUGAUCUUGCCUCUGUCUAUUGCUUUCUGACUGUAUUUAGUCCUUUCAUGAUGGGAUCCCUGAUGAUGUGGAAGAUUCUAAUUCCUUUUGUUCUUGUCAUGUGUGCUUUUGAAGCAGUUCAGUUAACUACACAGUUAUCAUCAAAAAGCCUUUUUCUCAUUGUCCUGGUGAUAUCAGACAUUAUGGCUUUGCAUUUUUUUUUCCUGGUUAAGGACUAUGGCAGCUGGCUUGAUAUUGGAACAAGCAUUAGCCACUAUGUGAUUGUCAUGUCCAUGACCAUCUUUCUGGUGUUUCUCAAUGGCCUGGCACAGCUGCUCACAACAAAGAAACUCAGACUGUAUGGCAAACCCAAAAGCCAUCUCAUAUGAUGUUAUGGAAACCUUCAUUUAGCAUCUGGAUUCUCUCUCCUGCUCAUCUAAAAUCCCAUUAAGGAUUCAAUAGGAAAAUGCAUUUUGAUGCAUUGUAUAUUUCUGUAGAAAAAAUAAUAUUUUGAAUUCUGAACUUAUAGGAUAUCUGGGAUAAAGGAGCUUCCUUUUCUUUCUUUUUCUUUUAAGAUUGUUCAAUCAUUGUGAAACAGUAAUGAUGUCUAUAGAAAAGCAUUCUCCGUUCUCAUUUUGUUUUCUUUUAGCUGGCUGCUUGUCUCAGUGAUGUUUCAGAGCACUUGUCACAAUCUGAUCAUCAAGGUACCACUCCCCAUAUGCCCGAAGAAGAUCAUGCUUCUGUGAGGGCGGUAGUGGUGGCAUCCAAAAUCACUGGUGUGGCUGAACUUGAAGGGCUCACCACAUGGCACUGUAAAUAUAUAUCAGCUCUCAGCACUGGUUUUGUAGCAGUUCUAACUGCUCAAUAAUAUCACUUAUAAGACAAUUAGGGUAUCUUAUUUCAAAUUGACUAAAGCUCUACUAGAAAAAUA